UAACUCCCACUCAGACAUGUCUGCACUAGUGGGAGAGGGGCGGGUCAUAGCCCAGAGGGUCACCAGAAGCAUCACCUACUACUACACCAGCCGGACACCAGGGGGCGAUACCCCCUCCCCCUCUCCUCCCACCAUCUCCCCCACCCCCUCCUUAUCCUCCCAUCUAGACACUCCUCUUCCCUCCUAUUCCCUCUCCACCCCCUUUCUCUCAGACACGCCCUCUCACCCCACCAUUUCCUCAACUCUAACCCCUUCCGCUUCGGAUGUACCACCCCUCUCUCCAUCCUCGCCCUCCUCCUCCUCCCCCCGUCCCCUCCUCCUGCUCCUCCCUUGGCUUGGCGCCAAACCGGGGGCCAUGGCGAAGUACCGGGACCUCUACCUGGAACGCGGCCUGGACAUCCUAUCUGUGGAGAGCGCCGUGUGGCACUUUCUGUGGCCUCGCUGGGGGCUGGAGUAUGGGGCCGAGGUCCUGGAGAUUCUGGAUGACCCACGUUUCAAAGGGCGCCCCCUUCUGGUCCAUGCCUUCUCCAUCGGCGGGUACACCUUCACCCAGCUGCUUAGCCAGAUGGUCAGGGAGCCACACAAGUACCCGGGCCUGGCCCAACAGGUCGUAGGACAUGUGUAUGACAGCAUGGUGGUCGGGUCGCUGGAGCAUAUGGCUACAGGUGAGAGAGAGGGGAAGGAAAGGAGGUAGGAUUGUCGGUUUGGAUUAUUACUCUGAGAAAGUAGAGGGAUCUGUUACUGAGACUGUGUGUGUGUGUGUGUGUGUAUGUAUGUGUGUGUGUGUAUGUGGGUCAGUGUUUGUGUGUGUGUGUGUCUGUGUAUUUAUGUGUCUGUGGGUGUGUGACAGAGAAAACGCCUGCACUUUGCAUCUGUAUUUGUCACAAUGUUGCUGUGUGUGUUGAAGACCUAGUAAUCAUACUCCCACCUUAUCUCCUCUCUUGUGUUUACUGUAUGGGGAAAUGACAUGGGCCUAUCCAAUUGAUUUAACAAUAAUUUAAAUGUAAUUAACCUUGACCUGUAAAUAAAAUAAUCUAUGUGUGUGCCUCAGGCCUGGGCAAGACCUUGUUCCCUCGUAUCGAGCCCCUGGUGCGAUACACCGCUAUGCUAUACUUCUGGCUCUUCAAGUCCCAGACGGUGCACUACUACGACAACGCAGUCCAGGUCUUCUACAACAGCCCCGUCACCGCCCCGGCGCUCUUCUUCUUCUGCGAGAACGACGUGCUGUGUGACCCCGUCGCCAUGGAGGCGGCCAUCUACUUCUGGAGGAAGCGGGGCGUUGCUGUGGAAACCAGGAAGUGGAAGGAGUCUGUGCACGCCGCUCAUCUACGCUGUCACCCGGAGGAGUACCUCUCCACCUUGGAGAAAUUUAUGAUCUCGCUCAACGUCGCCCCCCUCAGGGAGAACAUG
Molecule: messenger RNA, 1410 nt
Organism: Coregonus sp. 'balchen'
Lineage: Eukaryota; Metazoa; Chordata; Actinopteri; Salmoniformes; Salmonidae
Source: the annotation of a GenBank genome assembly